This is a messenger RNA of Dibothriocephalus latus, 465 nucleotides long. The record is from the annotation of a GenBank genome assembly. NCBI's taxonomy places the organism in Eukaryota, Metazoa, Platyhelminthes, Cestoda, Diphyllobothriidea, Diphyllobothriidae.
ACCAUGUCCUGGGCCGUCUACCUCAUGCCGGACGGAGAUGGCACCGAGAGAUCGCCCUCCACAGCGGCAGUGGCGGCGGAGGAACCCUUUCACUCGACGCCGACACCGCAACCAGAAGGAGCAGAUAAGGAGCAAAGACUGAGUUUUGCACCAACCCAGUCUGAAGUCGACUCGCGACGGCAGCUCGCCGCAUCCAAUGGCUUCUCAGCGGGCUCAGCGGACCACGCCUCUUCAAUGUCGACGGGAGAGGUCGAUCGCGAUGAUGAGGAGGAGGAGGUGGACGAGAAUAUGCGAGUCUACAGUGUACUGGUUCCCAAAAUUGACAACAGUCUUGGCCUCAGCAUUGUGGCAGCUCGGGUGAGUCACACUACUCUGCACUCAGCUAGUGCUGAUACGCCAAAACAUAUUCUGGACUGUAGAGUUGACGAACAGAUACCUUUCACACAGAUACCUACGUUACCCUAG